Lathyrus oleraceus (garden pea) is the source of this 660-nucleotide messenger RNA. RefSeq lists its product as uncharacterized. The record is from RefSeq and is a predicted model, not a curated record. Lineage: Eukaryota; Viridiplantae; Streptophyta; Magnoliopsida; Fabales; Fabaceae. Gene Ontology annotation, molecular function: RNA-DNA hybrid ribonuclease activity; nucleic acid binding. The transcript has a single exon. The coding region runs from base 1 to 660 and encodes 219 amino acids.
AUGGCAGAAUAUGAGGCAUGUAUCUACGAUAUAGAGGCAGCCAUUGACUUAAGGAUCAAGAUUCUUGAGGUAUGUGGAGAUUCAGCUCUAGUAAUAAGUCAUGUAAAAGGUGAUUGGGAAACUCCUGAUAUCAAAUUGAUUCCUUAUAAAAAGCAUAUCAGAAAACUGAUACCCUACUUUGAUGAAAUCUCUUUUCAUCAUAUUUCUAGGGAAGAAAAUCAGUUAGCAGAUGCUCUAGCUAUAUUGGCAUCUAUAUUUAAAGUCAAAUUGAAGAAUGAAGCACCAACCAUCCAUAUUGACCACUUAGAUGAACCAAUACAUUGUCUAGAAAUUGAGGCAGAUCCCGAUGAUAAGCCUUGGUUCUAUGAGAUAAAGACAUGUUUGGAGAAACAGCAAUAUCUCGAGGGUAUAUCUAUUACUAAUAAGAAGGCCUUCAGAAGAAUCUCUUCUAAGUUUUUCUUAAACGAUGAUGUGUUAUACAAGAGGAACUAUGAUUCAAUGCUGCUCAGAUGUGUGGAUAGACACGAAGCUAGCACGAUCAUAAAAUCAAUACAUGAAGGCUGCAAGGGUGUACAUGCGAAAGGCCCUGCUAUGGCCAAGAAGAUCCUCCGGGUUGGGUAUUACUGGACAAUAAUGGAGGUUGACUGUUACAAUUUGUGA